This is a messenger RNA of Anguilla anguilla (European eel), 2946 nucleotides long. RefSeq lists its product as uncharacterized. The record is from RefSeq and is a predicted model, not a curated record. Gene Ontology annotation, molecular function: protein binding. NCBI's taxonomy places the organism in Eukaryota, Metazoa, Chordata, Actinopteri, Anguilliformes, Anguillidae. The transcript has 7 exons. The coding region runs from base 1 to 2946 and encodes 981 amino acids. Gene Ontology annotation, biological process: positive regulation of transcription elongation by RNA polymerase II.
AUGACAGCUCCCCCCUGUGGCAGGGUGGAGAUGUGGCGGUGGAAGAGGCCCGGGUUCGAGCAGACGCUGCUGGGGGAGCUGCAGAGGCAGCAAAGACGCAGUCUGUUCUGCGACACCCUCCUGCAGGCUGAGGGUAUCUCCGUUCCGGCUCACAGCUGUGUGCUGGCCGCGCUGAGCCCCGCCCUGGCGCAGGUUCUGUGCAGUGGCCCCGCCCCUCCCCCUGGGCGGAGCCGGCUGCUGGAGCUGCAGGCCGUGGGGGCGGAGCCUCUGCUCAGGCUGGUGGGCUUCCUGUACUCGGGCCGGCUGCAGGGGGAGGGGCCUGCCGAGCGGGAGGAGCUGCUGCAGGCGGCCGCCAGCCUGGCCAAGAGCUGCAGCCCCACAGCCACAGAGUCCAGGGGUGGGGCUGUCCUCAGCAGCGGGGGUGGGGCUGUCCUCAGCAGCGGGGGCGGGGCUGUCCUCAGCAGCGGGGGCGUGGCUGUCCUCCGCAGCGGGGGCGGGGCUGUCCUUGACAGUGGGGGCAGGGCUGUCCUCAGCAGUGGGGGCGGAGCUAGGCAGGGUUGGGGUGGAGAUAGGGCGGAGCAACGUGAGCAGGGGGGCGGAGCUAGGCAGGGUUGGGGUGGAGAUAGGGCGGAGCAGUGUGAUCAUGGGGGCAGUCUCAGUCCGGGCAGCAGCUGUUUUCUGAUUCCCAGCUGCACUGUGCGGGGAAAUGUGGGGAGGAUGAGGAGCAGAGGGAUGAAGGGCAGGGCCCGGCAGAGGGAUCGACGCAUAUCCAUCAAGAUCAGACUGAGGCGGCAGUCCAGUGGCGAGCUGUGGGAGAUCGUCAGUGUGCGGGAGGAGGGCGCGGUCUCUACCCCCAGGGGCGGGCACUCCAGCAGUAGGGGGUGGGGCCUGAGACAUCGGCAAAACCAGCCCACGCUCAGCAGGCUCGCCCGGAGCAAGGAUGGUCUCCCAGAGGUGAAGAGGCCGAGUGGGCUCUCAGUGGGCUCCGCCCUCCCCCAGAGGAUCUGCAGAGGCCUGUCACUCACCCCUCCAUCCACCAUGACCUCACCCCCAACCCAUACUCAUCUUCCCCCUCCCCACAGACCCGUCCCUCUUCAGCACAUCCACCCUGCCCACAACCCUGUGCCCCUCCCCCCAGCUCCGCCCAUCCCCGAGGACUCCGACGAGCAGAUCGAAAAACUCCUGGAUGACAUCAUGAUGGGUCUCAACAUCCUGCCCCCCAUCGUCGUGGAGACGGAUGCUGGUGGCCAUGGCGACAGCAGGAUUCUGGAACCCUCACCAGGAGCUUUUGGAACCGGCGCUUCUGGCCCCUGUCCUUACCAGUGCCCCCAAAUCACAGAGUCACCAAGGCCGAAGAACAGGCUGAUGUGCUCAAGGACUCAGGAUGGCCCUUUUCCCACCAACCGCCAAUCCAGGUACAUAAGUUCCCAUGAGACUACAUAUCCCAGGGUUCCCCAGCAAGCCUCGGACGAGCUGCAUAUCCUGGAUCGCUUCCUGUUUUCACGGGAGAAUCACGCGGAUGGGGCCUGGGAGAGAUCUGCACUUGGACACAGUGACGGUGGAGGUGCAGUCACCAGCGGAGACCUAGGGAGUCUGACCCAGCCUGGAGCUGGCACAGGUGGGCACCCAGCAACCAGCAUCACACCAGCAACCAGCGCAAUCUCGAAGGCCCCUUCUGUUCCGGCGGCCCAGUCAACACUGGGCCACUCCUCAUCUCCCUGGAGAGAACUACGAAUCCCAGAGUUCCUCUCUCCACCUCCGCCCAUCAGGUUCAGGAUGGAUGAGCUGCGCCUGCCGGACUGUCUCUCUCCUCUCGGCGCAGAAGCAGGGCUGCCCCCCUCUGCUUCUCCCCCCUCAGGCCCAGCCCCUCUGCCUCCCCAGCCCCUCCCACCGUGGCUCUGUCCCUUCCCCGUCCCACUGCACGUUCUGUCCACCCCCCUACCUGACGGACUACAAGUCCCAUCAUCCCUCUGUCCACCCAAGCGCAGACGAGGGCAGCACGGCAGCCCAAGGGGAGUGGCUAGGGGGGGCCGGACAGGGGCUGUGGAAGAGGCCGGAAGGAGGAAGAUUGUGACCCGUGGAUUGCCUUUGGAUGAAAGGAGGAAGAGGAAGGGAUGGAAAGAGGAAGAAAGCGAGGAGCAGAGAAGCCGAAAGAAGAGGAAGCAGGCAGUGAGCCACGGAGGAAUACAGAAAAUGGGGCGGAGCAUGGGCGGGGCCAGCUAUGUUGGGCGGGGCAGGGGCGGGGCCAAUAAAGUACGGAAGUCGGAUGUCUGUGCAGACCAGGCGGGCGGAGCUCUGCCAGUAAAGCAGCAGGAGGUCUGCCUGCAGAGAGUCAGACCAACACUGUCAACCCUGAGCUGCACCCCCGGGCCAGAGGGUCCCCCAAAGCGAGGCCGAGGCAGACCACCUAAGAAAAGGAAACUGAACGAGGAGACCACAGGACCGGUGUCCAUUUUGGCUCCGGGCGGCUCUGUUGGACAGGUGGGAGAGCAUGGGCACAAAUCACAGAGGAAGUGGAGGAGGGUGAUCAUACCCAGCAGCCAGACGCCUUCCAUGAGGACCCCCAAAAGCAGAGCAUGCUGGGAAGAUGAACCCGGGACCCCGUUGGCUGUGGCCCAGCUGAGCAGCAUCUAUGGAGAGGAAGAAAGGGAGGGGGCCAGGGGAAAGAAGGAGGCAGGUGGAGAGAGAGACGUGGAGGAGAAUGAGGGUGAGCAGACGGCAGGAGAGAUGGGGAUAGUUCAGCGGGGGGAGAUGAGCUGGGAUGGAGUGAUGGAGGAGAGAAGGGAAGGAAGGAUGGAAGACCCUGAUCCACAGAGGAGCAGGACUGACGGAGGUGUGGAGGAGAACUGCAGGACUGGCGGGGGGAGGGCGAACGAUGAGGAAGAGGGUGGGGGGGCGGAGCUGGGGGUGGGGGAGCAGAGAACGAGGAUGAGGAGGUGGAGGUAA